Colletes gigas is the source of this 471-nucleotide messenger RNA. RefSeq names its product HTH-type transcriptional regulator PetP-like. Lineage: Eukaryota; Metazoa; Arthropoda; Insecta; Hymenoptera; Colletidae. The record is from RefSeq and is a predicted model, not a curated record. The coding region runs from base 1 to 471 and encodes 156 amino acids. Gene Ontology annotation, molecular function: DNA-binding transcription factor activity. Gene Ontology annotation, biological process: response to stress; regulation of DNA-templated transcription. The transcript has a single exon.
AUGACUAAAGAAAACUCAGGAAUAGACGAUAACUUAAAUUUUACUAGAGAUUUGGCUUUAUUUUACUUCGGAUACCGUGCAUUUAUUAAACAAGAGGACGACCUAGUACUUUCUUACGGAAUUCGUCAAGUACAUCGGCGAAUUAUAUUUUUCAUUGGAAGACUUCCUGGCUUGACCGUUAAUGAAUUACUUGAAGUGCUUGAUAUUUCUAAACAAGCUUUGAACGGUCCUAUGAAUGAUUUAAAAGAAAAAGAAUUGGUUCAUUUCAAGCCAAAUGAAAAUGACAAAAGAAUCAAACAGCUUUAUCUGACCGAACAAGGAAACAUGUUAGAUGAACGUAUGAAUGAAAAUCAAAUCAAUAAAAUGAAGCAAUAUUUUAGUGAAUCUGGCGAUAAAGAGGGCAGUUUUUGGACUAAGGUCAUGGAAUUAUAUGCCAAUGAAAUUGGUGAAAAAUAUGUCAAUCGUUUAUAA